Messenger RNA from Diabrotica balteata, 3851 nucleotides. The record is from the annotation of a GenBank genome assembly. Lineage: Eukaryota; Metazoa; Arthropoda; Insecta; Coleoptera; Chrysomelidae.
AAUCGUUUCCAAUCGCAUCUGAAAAACGUUUUUAAAACAGUUGUUUACCAGCAAUCUGCGGUAUACGAACGAACAAUCGUUGUCCAUAUUUCGCCGGUCGGAACAAAAAAAUUCAGUGAACACAAAGAAGUAAAAAUUCAUUCUUGUAUCGGCAAAUGUGGACAGCGUAAGAAAAAAUCAUGGCAAAGGGCAUUCUGAGUCUCCAUUAUUCCAGGAAGCAAAUCAACAAUGUUACCUACUUACUAACAAAUUGGCAGAAAGUUCAAAAAGCUAAAUCAUACACAGAACAUGCUGGUAAACGGUAUUUUUCUACUGGGAAACGGUCAAAUAAGGAAGCGACCGAGGUUAAGGGAACUCCAUAUAACAAAUUAACCAUCGGAGUACCAAAGGAGGUGUGGAAGAAUGAGAAAAGAGUGUCAAUUACUCCAGCUGUAGCACACACGUUAACGAAGAAAGGAUUCACUGUGAAUAUCGAAGAAGAUGCUGGAAUAUUGUCUAAAUUUAGAAAUAAGGAUUACGAACAUGCUGGCGCUAAGAUCGUCGACAACCAAAACGUUUUCGCAACUGAUAUUAUUUUAAAAGUCAGACAACCCUUAGAUCCAGAAGUUAUAAAAUUUAGGGAAAACUCAACACUCAUUUCGUUUCUGUAUCCAGGGUUGAAUAAAGAUCUGGUAAAUAAUUUAGCCGAAAGAAAGAUUAGUGCUUUUGCUAUGGACUGUAUACCUCGAAUAUCAAGAGCCCAAGUGUUUGAUGCAUUGAGUUCAAUGGCAAACAUAUCCGGAUACAGAGCAGUGGUGGAGGCAGCAAAUCAUUUUCCACGAUUCUUGUCAGGUCAAAUAACGGCCGCGGGAAAAGUUCCCCCAGCAAAAGUUUUGGUAAUUGGUGGUGGAGUAGCAGGUUUAGCUGCCAUAGGACAAGCUAAAAGUAUGGGAGCAAUUGUAAGAGCCUUCGACACUAGAGCAGCUGUGAAGGAACAGGUUGAGUCUUUGGGAGCGGAGUUUUUGACUGUCAGCAUUCAGGAAGAAGGAGGUACUGCCGGUGGUUAUAGUAAAGAAAUGUCUAAAGAAUUUAUUGAUGCAGAACAUGCACUGUUUGCAAAACAGUGUAAGGAUGUCGAUAUUAUCAUUUCCACUGCGUUGAUACCUGGAAGGAAGGCACCCAUUUUGGUAUUAAAAGAACACAUUGAAUCGAUGAAGCCAGGUAGCGUAGUAGUGGAUCUAGCAGCCGAAGCAGGUGGUAAUAUUGAAACAACUAAACCAGGAGAAAUAUACACGUACAAAGAUGUCGUCCAUGUUGGUUUAACAGAUUUUCCGAGCAUGCUUCCAACGCAAAGCUCCACGCUGUAUGCCAACAAUAUCUCCAAAUUUUUGCUAUCGAUGGGAGAAAAAGAUCACUUCAAUGUAAAUCUGGAAGACGAAGUUAUACGUGGAAGUAUAAUUUUAGAUAAGGGAAAACUCAUGUGGCCACCACCACCUCCACAAACUCAACCGACACCUGCUGCAGCCCCGAAACAAGAAUUGGAAGCUGUGAAGGCUGUACCUAAAGAAAUUUCUCCUUUCAAAGCUGACUUAAAUAAAUCACUGGCUCUCACAACCGGUAUUGGCUCGAUCUUAGGUCUAGGAAUGGUUUCCCCUAAGCCUGAGUUUACAGCUAUGUUGUCAGUACUCGGACUCUCGGGCAUAGUUGGCUAUCACACAGUGUGGGGUGUUACUCCAGCGUUGCAUUCGCCUUUAAUGUCCGUUACGAACGCCAUUUCCGGAAUCACAGCUGUAGGAGGAUUACUUUUGAUGAAUGGAGGAUAUUAUCCUACAAAUUCGGUUGAGAUUGGGGUUACUGGAGGAAUAGCAGCUACUUUAGGUCAACUUUCACCAACCAACGAAGUACUAGCCCAAAUGGCCGCCUGUCUGGUAGCAGGUGGUGGUAUUGGUACUGUAAUAGCCAAGAGAAUCCAAAUUUCCGACCUGCCACAACUUGUUGCGGCUUUCCAUAGCGGCUCAUUAGUGGCUUACGGAAAACUACAAGGUCUUCUGAAAUCAAACGCCUUGCUGCUACCUGGUCGACAUGCUUUGAACAGCGGUCUUCUCUUAGCUAAUAUUGCCGCAGGCGGCUACUUGUUCUAUGAUCCUACCAUGGCUGGAGGUCUAGGAGCUCUUGGAACCACAGCUGCUUUAUCUUCAGUUAUGGGUCUCACAUUAACUGCUGCUAUUGGAGGUGCACUUAUCGGCUCUUCUGGUGCCAUUUUAUCCUACAUUAUGUGUAAAGCAAUGAACAGAUCUCUAGCAAAUGUUAUUUUGGGAGGUUACGGCACUUCAAGCACAGGUACUGGCAAACCAAUGGAAAUAACUGGAACUCACACUGAAAUCAACAUCGAUUCUGCUGUAGAAGCUAUUAAAAAUGCCAGAAAUAUAAUUAUUGUACCUGGAUAUGGACUUUGUGUAGCCAAAGCACAAUAUCCAAUUGCUGAAAUGGUUAGCAAAUUGAAAGCAGCCGGAAAGCACGUUAGAUUUGCUAUUCAUCCUGUUGCAGGUAGGAUGCCGGGACAGCUUAAUGUUCUUUUAGCUGAAGCAGGUGUUCCAUACGAUGAUGUACUAGAAAUGGACGAAAUCAAUGAUGAGUUUCCAGAAACUGAUCUAGUGUUGGUAAUUGGAGCUAACGACACAGUGAACAGUGCAGCUUUGGAAGAUCCGAACUCACCCAUCGCUGGUAUGCCUGUAUUAAACGUUUGGAAUGCAGAACAUGUCAUCGUGAUGAAGAGGUCACUAGGUGUAGGUUAUGCCGCUGUGGACAACCCAGUUUUCUACAAACCAAACACUUCAAUGCUGCUCGGUGACGCUAAGAAGACUUGUGAUCAGUUAUUAGCCAAAGUUACAGCAGAAUAGGUUCAUAGUUUUAAUUUUUAGGCAUUAAUUUUGUACAUAACUUCAUUGGAACAUUGAACAGUAUUAUAGCAGGGUGGAUGUCAAACUUUGUGGGACCUUGUGCCAAAAAUAUUUAGAUUAUAAAUAUUUGCAAUUUUCCUAAAUAUAAAGGUGUAUGGAUAGGUAUUUUAUCAAAAAUAAUACUGAAAAUAAUAAAAGGAAGACCUUACUUAAUAUUACCAAAUUUUGCAAUUGACACAAGUUUUAAAAUUUGAAGGUUUGUGUCAACUUCACUCAUUAUAUCUUUUAUAUUGAAAUCUAUGAUAUAUUACUGUAUAUAAGUACCUAAUCUGAUUUGUUGCUUGUUCAUCCUGUAUCAUAUUUCAUUCAUUGUAAAAUUUGAAUAUAAUUUUAUAUAGAAAAUGUCUGUAAUAGAGUAUGUUUACGAGCGCCAUCUUGUAUUACUAUUGACAACUUUUGUAUCAGUAUUUAAAGUGUACUGCAUUUAAUAGUAGAAUGAUUAUCAUUCAUACUUCUGGUGUUACUGAACAAUUCUUAACACAUUUUCAAAUCUUUAUACCAUCAUAACAUAUUUAAAAGCUGUUUAAUGUUACAUUUUACUAAGAUCGAUAAAAAAGUGAUAUUUUUUAGACUUUUUUGCAAUAAAUGUCCAUAUUUGUAAAUAAAUGUGAAAAAACUUUGUGUACUUCAAAUAAUAAUGGAGAAGAAUAGUCUGAGUGUCGCUAUCACAUCAUGUCUGAUAUUAGUUUAUUUCUCAGGAACCAAAAGUAUUUUUUCACAGCUUUUUGUUUUUAAUUUGCAUUUUAUUUGUUUUUUUUUGCGAUAUUUCGAGUAAUAAGUAUUUUUAUGUUACAUUUAGUAUAAAUUGCAUGCCAUUCAAUUCUUUCAUUGUAAUUUUAUCAUAUUUGAUCUAAUAAUGAUUUUUUGUGAAUAUAUUAUUUCUACAUUUUAGAGCAAUAAAGAUUUUAGUAU